Messenger RNA from Cygnus atratus (black swan), 4305 nucleotides. RefSeq names its product twinfilin actin binding protein 1 (gene TWF1). The coding region runs from base 165 to 1217 and encodes 350 amino acids. The transcript is spliced from 9 exons. Gene Ontology annotation, biological process: actin filament depolymerization; positive regulation of neuron projection development; regulation of lamellipodium assembly. Gene Ontology annotation, molecular function: actin monomer binding; actin filament binding. The record is from RefSeq and is a predicted model, not a curated record. Gene Ontology annotation, cellular component: actin filament; myofibril; cytoplasm. Lineage: Eukaryota; Metazoa; Chordata; Aves; Anseriformes; Anatidae.
GGCCCGGCAGGCGCCGCGCUCCCUCCGACCGCUGAGUGGCGGCGGCGCCAUCACGUGUGGGCGGCCGGGCCGGGCCGAGCCGGGCUGGGCUGGGUAGGGCCGUGCAGUGCCGCGCCGUGCCGUACCGUGCCGGGACAGGGCAGCCCCGGGCGCAGCGGUGCGACAUGUCCCACCAGACCGGCAUCCAAGCUAGUGGAAAUGUCAAAGACGUCUUUGUUGGAGCCAGAAAUGGAAAAUACAGGCUUUUAAAAAUAGUCAUUGACAAUGAGCAACUUGUUCUGGGAUCCUCUAGACGGCCACUUGGAUCAUGGGAAAAGGAUUACGACUCCUUUGUUCUUCCCCUUCUGGAAGACAAGCAACCAUGCUAUAUAUUAUACAGAUUAGAUUCUCAGAAUGCUCAAGGAUAUGAAUGGAUCUUCAUUGCAUGGUCACCUGAUCACUCUCCUGUUCGUCAAAAAAUGUUGUAUGCAGCAACCCGGGCAACACUUAAGAAAGAAUUUGGAGGUGGUCAUAUUAAGGAUGAAGUAUUUGGAACAGUAGAGGAUGAUGUUUCGCUGAAUGGAUAUAAAAAAUAUUUGAUAUCACAGGCCGCCCCUGCACCUCUGACUGCAGCAGAAGAGGAACUCCGACAAAUUAAGAUUAAUGAGGUACAAACAGAUGUUGGCGUAGAUACCAAGCAUCAAACACUGCAAGGAGUAGCAUUCCCCAUUGCUAAAGAAGCUAUUCACGCUUUGGAGAAAUUGAAAAUUAAGCAACUCAAUUAUGUGCAACUGCAAAUUGAUAUGAAAAAUGAAACUAUUGUUUUGGCUAACACACUUCAUACUGAACUGAAGGACUUGCCAAAAAGAAUUCCAAAGGACGCUGCACGUUACCACUUUUUCCUCUAUAAGCAUGCCCAUGAAGGAGACUAUUUGGAAUCCAUAGUUUUCAUCUACUCCAUGCCAGGAUACACCUGUAGUAUACGAGAACGAAUGCUAUACUCUAGUUGUAAAAGUCCACUCUUAGAAAUUGUAGAAAGACAGUUGUGGAUGCCAAUAAUUAGAAAGAUUGAAAUUGAUAAUGGUGAUGAGUUAACUGCUGACUUUCUUUAUGAAGAGGUUCAUCCAAAACAACAUGCACACAAACAAAGUUUUGCUAAACCAAAAGGUCCUGCAGGGAAGAGGGGAAUACGAAGACUGAUCAGAGGUCCAGCAGAGACUGAAACAUCUAGUGAUUAGAAACUGUCGUUUGCAUUAAUUAUAGGGUAUUACAGUUAAAAAAAAAAAUCUGACUUUUGCUAAUGAACUGAAAUCAUUCCAUCCAUAGAUGCUAGGGGGGGAAAAAAAAGCUCUUUUUUACUCUCCCCUCUUCUGACCUCAGUGCUUCCCAUGUUGUUACAUGAUUAUAUUUGUUGACCAUAUUUUAUGACAUGUGGAAGAGUUGGUUAUUUUAAAGGUAGAGGAAUUAAAAUAAGCUCGUAUCCUUUUAUUUUAAAUUAGAAUCCAUUAUUUAAUAGCAAUACAUGUGAUCAUAAGCUUCACAGACAAGUCUAUUAAGCCCAUAUUUUCUGUGGGUAAGUAGCAGCUGUAUGCCUAGAUAGCAAACCUGUGUCCAUAUGAGUAGCCUGUUGAAACCCGUAAGACUUCACUUCUGUGAAGAGCUGAAACACUAUCUAACACUGUCCCAGAUAAAUCAUUGUUCUUUCUGGUAGCUCUCAUGGACGUUAAUUUAGCAGAAGAUUUUCUUAUGUUUUUGACGGGAUGGAUUGUUGGUGGUUUUGUUUUUGUUUUUUAGUCGAAAAGAUUAAUUAAAAUCCAUUAUCUAUCAGUUAAUGAUAAGUACUUGCUCAGGAAUAGUGGAUUUUUUCUUUCCUGUGCAAAAGCAUGGUCAUUUCAAACUUAUGACCAAUUUAGUGGAAUUGUCUCUCAAAGUAAUGUGACGUAAAACCACUACAGCUUUUCCAGACUUCUAUACCACUCAUAAGACAUAUAUUAAGUACUGAAUGACCAAGUUAAAUGUGAUUAAAAGUGCAUCAGUCAGUAUGCUCACUAGACUACAGAGCUGCUUUCAAAGUGAUAUGCUUAAAGUUUCUAAUAAGUGAUUGAUAAUCUAUCUAUGCACUUAAAUCUAAAACUGUGCAAGUUCAUUAAAAGUGGAAAUAGAUUUGCUUUGUUUCAUAAUGAUGAUUUAUUCUUGAGAGCCUAGUGCUCUUCCAUUAUCAACUGCAACUUUAAAGGUAUUCUGAAAAUUACUUUUCCUAAAUGUUUGAACUUUAACAGUAAGUUAAAUCUUAAACAAAAUCCAACUGAGUCUUGAAAAACUGCUGGCAGCACCUGAGUAGGAUUUUGUGGGGUGGGUUUGUUUUUUUCUGCUUCCCUUCUAAAUUCUAAAAUUAGCCAGAAGAGUCUUAAACUUGAUUGAACCAUGACUUACCUAUUUAAUAGGAAGAGGAAAAAUAGAUGAUUUUAACAAGGAGAUUAAAGAAUAAAUAGAUGUGGAAAUCAAGUACUGGAUGAACUUCAAUAUUUAAAAUUGUGUAAUGAGACAAAUUCUAAAGUAAAGGAUAGAUUAUAUUCCCCAGCGGGGACUUGCUCUUUAUUAUCUUGUAUGUGAGCUUUGUGCUUUUGAUUUUUUUAUUAUUUUAAGAGCUUCAUGGGAGCUUCAAGUCUUGGUUCACCGCGUAUUAUCUUAGGUGCUGGUUGUAUACAUUGUAUAGCUGAAUCAUGUGUUUACCUGGUGGAGGAUAGCUCAGUUUAACGUAGUUCUGUAGGGAAAUAAGGCUUAGACACUACUAGUUCCUGAUAAAAUUUGUUUUAUCUUAUGUAUUAUGUCAUUUGGAGAUACUAGCUUGUUAUCGAGAUUGCACUAUGUAAUGUGAAGGUUGCAAUAGUUGCUGGUUUUACUGUGUUGUUUCUAUGCAGUAGAAAUUUGACACCUCAGCUUUUUUUCAUUUAAUCGUAUACACUACAUCAAUCCAAUUCAAUAGCUCCUGAUCCUCAGAUAAUCUCCUGCUUGCCCUUAGCUGCUGUGUUCUUUCUUCUGCCUCUUGCCUUCACCUUCUAGGGCAAUGAGCUGGUCCUCAGGAUGUUUCUUGUGUGUACUACUGGUGAGACAAGUGUCAUUGCUUUUAAACAUGCUUAGUGUGUAUGCAGCAUUACACUAUAACUAGUGUUUUGUUUUUUUUAUUUGAAGUCUGAAUCAUUUCAACACCUUUUUUUUUUUUUUAAGGUAAACAUUUGACUUGUAGCAGUUAAAAAUUACUGCAAGAUGGCUUUUUGUUUGAAUUUAAUAUUCCUGCCCAUGUGUCAACCAUGCCAAGAGUGCACAUACAUUUUUUUUUUACACUCAUUUGAGUCAGUAAAGAAGUUCAGCUUUUUAAUAUGAACUGUUCUAAAUAAUGAACAGUUUGACCAGUUGUGGUUAUAUAUGCAUGUUUUGUUUUUGUUGUUGCUGUUGUUUUUGCUUUUGUUGGUUGUUUUUUUUCUCUCUCCUAAUCCUGCCCUGGGUAGAUGAGGAUAGAAAGUAGAAAGCUUAAUCUGGAGGAUGGCCAGAGCUGGUUAAGUGAUUAUGUGAGGGAGCUUACAACGAGCUGCUGUGGAGUUCAGCCCAAACCAGACAUUUAAGUUAUUUUACUUUAAAAUAUCUCAUGUGGGUGUACAAACACUCGACCAGCCAGCAGAGUAAUGUCCUGAGCAUAUUUCCCUCUCACUUUUUCCCUGAAAGAGAAAGCCUGCUCCAACAGACAAUUCUCUUUAAAUUACACCAAGUCUUGCACUGCCAACUGCCUCUUCAGGCCUCUUGUAGCUAUUCUCCUGACACAGCAAUAAGAAACUUUUCUGAUCUUUUUGUAAGAUCUAUCGUGUUUACAUCUGUGUAGUUGCCUCCCAUAACACUACUACUGUUAAGACACGUUCAGAGCCAGCACACUACGAGGGCAUUAAAAAAAGUUAUUUCUUAAACUGUCUCUGGUAAUUUAAUAAUUGAAAGUGUCCAUUUAAAACUAUUGUUGGCCUUCAGAAAGCCCAAAAGCAAUGCAGCUGCUUGCAUUUAAAUCACAAGCUAUUUAAUUGUUGUAAAUUAACAUGACAUAUAAUUAUUUUUGAAGUGUCUGUGUUGCAAAGUAGGGACAAUUUGGUCUUAUAAACCUCCUGUGAGGGGGUUGUGAAACUAGCCAAGGUAAUAAUUGGUUUGAUAGUUGAAUAAACACAUCAAUAAAGGAAACUUUUGAUUUAUGCUGUCUAUGUAUUCAAUGAAAACCACCUUCAGAUGCUAAAAUUAACUUUAUCUAUUUUGUAAUCUACUUUAUAAAUAAAGAUUGAUGCUUUA